This is a messenger RNA of Leptopilina boulardi, 1017 nucleotides long. RefSeq names its product group XIIA secretory phospholipase A2 (gene GXIVsPLA2). NCBI's taxonomy places the organism in Eukaryota, Metazoa, Arthropoda, Insecta, Hymenoptera, Figitidae. Gene Ontology annotation, molecular function: A2-type glycerophospholipase activity; calcium ion binding. The transcript is spliced from 3 exons. Bases 123 to 785 code for a protein of 220 amino acids. Gene Ontology annotation, cellular component: extracellular region. The record is from RefSeq and is a predicted model, not a curated record. Gene Ontology annotation, biological process: arachidonate secretion; phospholipid metabolic process; lipid catabolic process.
AUUUUUUUUUUAUUAUCAACUAAUUAGUAUAUUUUAUUUUUAGGUUAGGUUUCGUAUCUAAAAAUAAAGUAAUAGAAUAUUUGUGUUGAUAUGUUUUAAUUUCGAAAAUUAUAUUAAAAAAAAUGGACAUUUUUCGCUAUCGGAAAUUUUUCAUUUAUAUUUUAACAUUUCUCGCGUACGCUUGGUCUGGAUAUGGUGCGGGUCUUUUGUCAAAUUUACGAGACGCUGUAUUAGCAACGGAAUCAAUAUUUGAGGAUUUUUUUCAAAAUGCCAUAACUGUGGCACGAAAAAUUAAAGACAUUCACGAAGUUUUUGACGCAGCUGUUGAGGAAUCUUGUGUAUUUCAAUGUCCAACAGGAAUUUCUCCAAAACCCGAUAGGAAUCAUAUUCCUCAAAGUGACGGAUGCGGAUCACUGGGAAUAGAGAUUAGUCAAGAAUAUCUUCCUCUAACGGAAAUGACAAAAUGUUGUGAUUCCCACGAUAUUUGUUAUGACACAUGCAAUUCGGAUAAGGAAAAAUGUGACUUAGAUUUUAAACGUUGUUUAUAUAAAUAUUGUGAGGGUUAUGAAUCAACGGGUACAUCAAUUGUAAAUACAUGUAAAGCAGCAGCAAAAAUGCUUUAUACCGGUACAACAACGCUUGGUUGUAAAAGUUAUAUGGAUGCACAAAAAAAUGCCUGCUUUUGCGGCGAUACAAAAUGGAGUCAAAAUAACAAUAAUAAUAAUAAUAAUAAUAAUAAUAGAAAAAAACCAAAAAAAGCCGCACACACUGGUGGCGAAUUAUAAAAUUUCAUCUUCUCUAUACUUGUUAUUUGUGUGUGUGUGUGUAUUUCUUUUGUAAUUUUAUCUAUUAUAUAUAUUUUACAUUUAUUAUUAGAAAAAAAUGUAAAUAUUUUUGUAUAAUAAUAAUAAUAAUAUUAUAUUAUUUAAAUUAUUUCACGUUUGUAUAAGAUAAUAAUAAAGAGUAUUUUUUUGUACAUAUAAAAAAAUAGACAAUAAGAAAAUAUUUUUAAACAAA